This is a messenger RNA of Prunus armeniaca (apricot), 939 nucleotides long. Lineage: Eukaryota; Viridiplantae; Streptophyta; Magnoliopsida; Rosales; Rosaceae. The record is from the annotation of a GenBank genome assembly.
AUGGGGUCUGUCAACACGCCGGCUAAUCCAAAGACGCGUGCGACCUCACACUGGGCCUGGUUACAUUCUCACCAGCCCUCACACAAUCAUAUCUCCCCUCAUACGUCGGGACGCACCCGGCCACGUAUGGGGUUUGUCAACACGCCGGCUAAUCCAAAGACGCGUGCGACCUCACACUGGGCCUGGCUACAUUCUCACCAGCCCUCACACAAUCAUAUCUCCCCUCAUACGUCGGGACGCACCCGGCCACGUAUGGGGUUUGUCAACACGCCGGCUAAUCCAAAGACGCGUGCGACCUCACACUGGGCCUGGCUACAUUCUCACCAGCCCUCACACAAUCAUAUCUCCCCUCAUACAUCAGGACGCACCCGGCCACGUAUGAGGUCUGUCAACACGCCGGCUAAUCCAAAGACGCGUGCGACCUCACACUGGGCCUGGCUACAUUCUCACCAGCCCUCACACAAUCAUAUCUCCCCUCAUACGUCGGGACGCACCCGGCCACGUAUGGGGUCUGUCAACACGCCGGCUAAUCCAAAGACGCGUGCGACCUCACACUGGGCCUGGCUACAUUCUCACCAGCCAUCUUACUGUCACUUGGGCCUGGCUACAUUCUCACCAGCCAUCAUACUGUCACUUGGGCCUAGCUACAUUCUCACCAGCCAUCUUACUGUCACUUGGGCCUGGCUACAUUCUCACCAGCCAUCAUACUGUCACUUGGGCCUGGCUACAUUCUCACCAGCCAUCUUACUGUCACUUGGGCCUGGCUACAUUCUCACCAGCCAUCUUACUGUCACUUGGGCCUGGCUACAUUCUCACCAGCCAUCAUACUGUCACUUGGGCCUGGCUACAUUCUCACCAGCCAUCAUAUUAUCACUUGGGCCUGAGCAUAAUCACAAUAUGAGGGGUACGUGGGGUAGUGCGUAUAGCACUGUAAACUAA